Messenger RNA from Lactuca virosa, 1788 nucleotides. The record is from the annotation of a GenBank genome assembly. Lineage: Eukaryota; Viridiplantae; Streptophyta; Magnoliopsida; Asterales; Asteraceae.
AUGACCCAAAUUUGUCAAUUUUUGUUUGUUUUUUCCCUAUAUUUUCUGUGUUUUUCUGUGGCAAGGAAGCAUAACCAGAUCACCAAACUCAACAAAUUGACCGAGUCAAGAAGAUCAGAGAAUCCGCCAGCUGGGGAACCGUGGACAGAACAAGAUAUUUCAAACUUCUCUCCUGUACUUCGUAUUGCACCUCAACAAGGAUCAAAGGAAGAAGAUAGGGUUGACAGGCUGCCAGGUCAACCACAAGUGGACUUUGAUCAUUUUGCAGGCUAUAUAACAGUCGAUUUACAGGCUGGAAGGGCAUUGUUCUAUUACUUUGUUGAAUCACCUCACAAUUCAUCAACCAAACCUCUACUCCUAUGGCUCAAUGGAGGGCCAGGAUGCUCGUCGUUUGGAUAUGGAGCCAUGGAAGAACUUGGGCCCUUCCGUGUCAACAGUGAUGGAAAAACACUCUACCGCAACCACUAUGCAUGGAACAAUGUGGCCAAUGUACUAUUCUUGGAGUCGCCAGCUGGAGUGGGAUUCUCGUAUUCAAACAGAUCAUCUGACUACACGACAGGCGAUAACCAGACAGCUAAAGAUUCUUACACUUUUCUAGUCAACUGGCUUGAAAGAUUCCCUGAAUACAAAACCAGAGAUUUCUUUAUUGCAGGUGAAAGCUAUGCUGGUCACUAUGUACCUCAACUCGCAUCCCUCAUUCACUUGGAAAACAAGAAAACAAACCAAACGAUUAUUAAUCUUCACGGGAUUGCAAUUGGGAAUGCUUGGUUAGAGGACAGUACAACUAUUCAAGGGAUGCUAGACUACUUAUGGACACAUGCCCUAAUGUCCGAUGAGACAUAUGCAGGAAUUAAAAGGUACUGUGACUAUGUUUCUGGAAAUUUUCCAGAAAAGUGCUAUCAGUAUGUAAGCCAAGGACUAAGCGAAGUUGGUAAAAUUGAUAUAUACAACAUCUAUGCACCACUAUGUGAUGGAACUAGAAAAACACUUCAAUCUACUGGAUCUGUCAAGAACUUUGAUCCUUGCUCUAGUCGUUAUGUGUCUUCAUAUCUGAAUCGAGCAAAAGUGCAAGAAGCUCUUCAUGCCCGAAAUACAUCAUGGUCACAUUGCAGCGAUUAUGAAUGGACAGAUAGCCCAACGACUGUUUUGCCUACUAUCAAUCAGCUAAUUGCAUAUGGUAUUAGAGUCUGGAUAUUCAGUGGUGACACUGAUGGAAUGAUCCCAGUAACAUCCUCAAAGUACUCCGUGAAUAAGUUAAAGCUUCCGAUAGAGUCUGCUUGGAGACCGUGGUACUAUAAUGGAGAGGUGGGAGGAUAUGUGGUAGGUUACAAAGGAAUUAUACUUACCACAGUAAGAGGCGCAGGGCAUGCAGUCCCUAGCUACCAGCCAGAAAGAGCAUUGCUCUUGAUUUCAUCAUUCCUUCAUGGUAAAUUGCCACCAUCUUUGACUGGAUAAUCAUCAUUAACCAUUUUCCGGAUGAAAAAAGACAAGUUAUAAGCAAGUGGUAUCCAAUCGUAUUGGGAAUAUAACAAGCUUAUUUAGAGCAUGCAAAGUUUAUAUACAAUAACAAAUAUGUCUCUUUAAUCAUUUUCUAAGGCUUUAAAAUAAUGAAAAUGGAAGGAAAUUUGUCAAUUCAAUCGAACCUUCAGAGCCAACCUAUUUUCCUUUCAUUGCAAUGAAAUUAGCCAUUCUAUUCCUUCCCUAAUCCCUACUGGAAAAUUGAUUUUAACCAAUUUCCAAAAAUUAGGGUGUUCCCAAUUUUAGGCAUGAAUUUUGAACCCUAACUGU